Molecule: messenger RNA, 4551 nt
Organism: Solea solea (common sole)
Lineage: Eukaryota; Metazoa; Chordata; Actinopteri; Pleuronectiformes; Soleidae
Gene: adgb
Product: androglobin
Exons: 35
Coding region: 67-4368 (1433 amino acids)
Biological process (GO): proteolysis
Molecular function (GO): calcium-dependent cysteine-type endopeptidase activity; heme binding; oxygen binding
Source: RefSeq, a predicted model, not a curated record
ACAGACGCGAGGGUGUCGUGCCUGACUUGUUCGCUUCCUUUAUCCACAUUUGUCACACCACUUACUAUGUCCAAGACACAGUCAAAGAAAAGGGAGUCCUCCUGCAGCAGAGUGUCUUUGUCCGGCAAACACGCAGCAGCAGCGUCCCUUGUUGCUACUUCCUCUGAGAGUCUGGGAGGAAGAGGAGGAGGAAGAGGAGGAGGAAGUGGUGUUUGGAGGAGCAAAUUCCUCAUUUGGCCUGAGUGGAACGAUGCAGAAGUCAACAAGGAGAAAUGGGACUCCAGUAAAGGAGCUGAAGAUGCAAAGACAAGCAAGAGUCCCAAUUCUCCUUUUUUUGAAGAUCCUGAGGGAAAAAUGUCUCUGCCUCCAUCUUUAAAAGUCCACUCCUGGAAACGUCCUUCAGAGUUCAUUGUCGAUAAGCAACCCGUCAUCGUUGAAAAUCAAACGACAUUCAACCUUAUCUCCCCAAACCAUCAUCUCAUUUGCAGUGAGCUGAUGAGGUGGAUCAUCAGUGAAAUCUGUAUUGUGUGGACGCUGCAUAGCAGUACAUCGACAGAACAAGACGGUUUGAAACCUUGGGAGCACAUCUACGCGCUGUGUAAGGUGGCGAAAGGUCACGUACCACUCUACAACAACUAUGGGAAAUACUUGGUCAAGCUCUACUGGAUGGGUUGUUGGAGGAAGAUAAUAGUCGAUGACUACAUGCCAUUUGAUGAAGAAAAUAACCUCCUCCUCCCUGCCUCCACCUGUCAGACAGAGCUGUGGCCGAUGUUAUUGGCUAAGGCUCUCAUUAAAGUGGCCAACACAAAUGCAGUGUCAGACAGCUGUGGAGAGAUGGGUGACUUCACUUUUAUCCACACCCUCACCGGCUGGAUCCCAGAAAUCAGGCCUGUAAAGGCUGCAGAUCUUGGAAAAAUCUGGGAUUUCUUACAAGACACCGUUCCCAUAUUUACACACCUGGAUACGAGUUUGCCUGAGACAAUGCCGCAGACUGAAGAUCCAGCCUCAGGGAGAGAUUCCAGCAAGAGCCAGUAUCCUGAGCAAGAGAAAAGUGCCAUGGAGGUUGUGGUGUGUGCCAGCUACUACCCUUUUCAGCCACGGGACAGUUCCUUUGGGUUUGGCUAUAUGGCCAAUUCCUCAGAGGUUCUGCGACAGUAUGGUCUCUCAUUGCUCUACAGCCACAUUGCCUUGUUGACCAGAACCCGAUCAUGUCAGCUGGAGGCACCACCGCAACCUCCACCUGUGCCACAAUGGAAACUCAUUCGCCAGCGCAAGGAGACUGUGAUCACUGAUGAACCACGGAAGCUUCCUUUGUCAAAACCAGAGCGGUUCAUUGAGGUUGCCAGCCCUUUUCUCUCCUACUGCAUCAGGAGCAGCGUUGGCUUGAUCCCAGAGCUCGAGGCCAAACAGAGUGCUCAGAAGCGUUCCAACGGAUCCCCUCUGGUGUCCAUCACUGAGAAAGAGGAGACUGAUUGCCGACAAGGCCAGGAGCCUGCCGCAGCUGAACCCCUCAACGAGACUACAAACGGCACUGAUGAAAUAAAGGUUACUGCAGAGGACAGGAAGAAGGACGAUGAUGACAUCUCCAGUGAUGGGCAGAAAUCUGCAACAGUGGAGCCUGUCACUGAGGAAACGUCAGUUCCUGUUGAACCUUUAUUACAGAAGACCUGGGUAGAGCUGGAUGACUUCGCUAAAUGCUUUCAGACUCUGGUGGUGUUCCAUAAACCACAAAUCUACCCACAUCACAGCCAUAAAUCUCAUUUUAAGAGCACCAUGUCCAAAACUGCAGCAAGUAGCAGCAGCACAGGAUCGUCUACCCACUCUCUUAGCGUUGGAUCGCUCCAUGUGAUAUCUGCUGUUGCAAACACUGAAUGUCCAGAGGUGAGAGGCACUUAUUACCUGUGUUUGGACAGCAUGCAGCCUUCCCAGAUCCUCAUAAGCUUCUCAGUUCUGCUUGUCUGGGGAGAUGCGGCCGAAGAGAAAAAGGAAAUAUCAGCAGCGUGUAGGGCUGCAGUUCUCACAGCACAGCCACACUCCUGGAAGAGUGUGCAUUCUCAGCUACCUGUUCUCAUCAUCAAGACCACAUCCUCCAAAGCUGCCAUGCUUAGUUUACCUCCAGGGCGCCAUGUGUUGUCCUUCCACACAAAGGCAGCGCUGGACUACCAUGUCCACCUGUGCAGCAAGACACCUUUUGUUUUUGGGGAUGAAGAAACUGUUAUGUCACAGCUUACCAAGGAGAGUGCUCGUUUUACUGAGCAGGCUUUAUCCAUUUUGCAAGCCCUAACCAGAGUGGUGACUUCCUUUAGCGAUGAGCACAAUCAGCCAUUGGCCAGAAGAGCCCUAAAAGAAGCUCAUUGUGCCCAAAACAUCAACACUGCCCUGGGGAAAUGGAAACACCAAAAGGUAUUUAACUCUGCAGUUUAUCACAUGCUGUGUGAGUCUCUGGGCAGGAAACUUACAGCAGAGGAGCGAUUUGCUCUACUGGCCCUCACUGCUGACCCUUCUCUCUUGAACAGUGGCUUCAAGAAAGGUUCUCCUGCAUAUGCAGAGCCAAAGCUUCCUGAAAACUGGAGAGACAGGCAGCCUUCAGAUGUGGAGGUCAAGGCAGUCACCAUCCUCCAAGCUGGAUUUAGAAGGCACUUGGUGCGAGAAAUCCUGACAGCUUCAAAACCAGGCACGGAGGAGAACCUCAGGACUUCGAAGGUCCUUUUCGACAUGUGGUCAAAGGUUGAAACGGAUGCUGACAAACACGCCAUCUUUUUACUAAGGUAUGUUAUUGAAAACCACUUGGAGAAGGAAGCAAAUCUCUAUCCCUGUCAGCAGGAUGAAUGGACCAAGAUCACCUUUGCCGAUUACUCCGUCUCUCUUCAAGACACAGCCAACUCCUGGGUCUUGGUUUUUAGAGAGGUAUUCCUGGUUCCCGAGGAGAUGCUAGUGGUACCAAAGGUCUACUCCCCAAUCCCCAAUUGUCUGCUGCAUGUAAUAAAUAAUGACACAGGGGAGGAGCUGGACAUGGUCUUCAACAAACUAGUACCCAAUGUCUAUCAACCCAACAAGCUUGGUUAUACCUUCAUAGCAGAGGCUAUCAUCCCUGAGUCACUGCCUGUUGGUGCCAAGUGGAGGAUGCGCUUGAUCAGCUCAAGAGAACCUCUUCCAAAAUUGUCCCGUGACGUUCCACUCAACAAAUUCUCUGUAAAGGAAUUCCAGGAUUAUUACAUUCCCAAUGAGAAAUACGUCAUAUGCCGUUACUUUGUCCAGGUAACAACAGACGUCCAAGGAACAAUUCAGUUUCAGACUUCGACGUCAGAUGUACUGAUAAGUCUGUCAAUACUUGACCAGGAGAAGAAGGUGGUCAGCAACACUGGGAAAGGCCAUGUCGUGAUUCCUGUGUUCUGUUUUCUGGCCAACAAAGCAUUUAGUUACACAGAUGAGAUGAGCCAGAAGCAGAAUGGAUACACAAACCAGAGCAACGGAGUAAAGGAUCAUAAGUACGUGGUGCAGGCAGAGGUGCUGUAUAAGAGCUGGAACUUGAAUGGAUCUCAGCUGGAUUUUGUCCACACACUCCGAGACAUGGAGAAGAAUGAAAUGAGAGUGCACAAGUUGGAGGAUUCAAAGCCGUCAUCCACUGCUGGUCCACCCAAAAGCAACCGCAAAGGUGAAGGUGACAAGGACAAGGACAAGGACAAGGAGAAACCAGCUGCCGUGUCCAAAUCUGGCUCCAGACAGGAAAAGAGCCUUGACCUGACUAAGCCACACUGGACGCUGCGUGUGGUCAGUGACAAGAGUAAAGCGGAGAGCAUCGAGGUGAAGAAGGACACGGAGAGAGUGGAGGAGAUUAAAUCCAUUAAAAAUGCUUGGGAAAUCGCUGAGCCAGGUCGCAGUGCCAAGGCUCUACAGUCUCGUCUUCAGUUUCUUAACCAAAUCCAACAACAAGGAAGUGCAAAAACCAGUGAGCAAGCUGCGUCCACAUCUGGUCCUGACACGUCUACAUCCAAUCAGAAACUGACUGAUCACGCCCCCACCUUUCCAAACAUGGACUUCACACACUUAAUCAGACGCCAAAAGGAUGUGCCAGUGGUGAUGGACUCACAGCUGGAGGAGAUCCGGCAAAGGGAGCGCGUAGAAAAGAUCCAGAGCUACCGUUUGGUCGGAGACAUUAUACUGGAACAGCAGAAACAGCAGGAGCUCAACAGGAAGGAGCUCAUGAGACAGCAGCUGGAGACAUGGGAGGACAUACAGGCAGCCCAACGGCAGCGCUAUGAGACUCUGCUCGGCGCUUAUGAGGCAUUUUGCAGCCGCGAGAUGGAAGCCGAGAAAAAAGAACAAGAGGAGAAACAAGCUCUGGGGGAGGCCCAGCAAGCGGUUUGAGAAAAAUCAACCCCCACCUCUGCUGCCAGCCAGCAGACCAACAAAUGUGCCAAGAGAGCUGGCAAGAAGGAAUGAUGGUCAUUGGCACCAACUUUUCUGUCUCAGUUUUCCUCUUAACAAGUCUGCUUGAACACUGAAGGAUCUUCCUUUAAUCACAACAACGUGGCUUGUAGUUGAUGCAAC